Messenger RNA from Capsicum annuum, 612 nucleotides. RefSeq lists its product as uncharacterized. The record is from RefSeq and is a predicted model, not a curated record. NCBI's taxonomy places the organism in Eukaryota, Viridiplantae, Streptophyta, Magnoliopsida, Solanales, Solanaceae. The coding region runs from base 1 to 612 and encodes 203 amino acids. The transcript has 2 exons.
AUGAAGGAUUUAGGAGAGCUAAAGCAUUUCUUGCGCAUUGAAUUUGCAAGAUCAAAGCAAGGAAUAGUGAUGAAGUAUGCUCCGAAUUUGAUUUCUGAAGCAGGACUCAGUGCUACUAAACCAACUCCUACACCUAUGGAUACUAAUGUAAAACUGACAACCAAAGAAUAUGAUCAAUAUGUUACAGGUGGCACACCUUCUAAUAAUGAAAUCCUUGCUGAUAAAGGGAUGUAUCAGAGAAUAAUUGGGAAACUACUCUACCUUACGCAGCCAAAGCAGUCUUAUAUGAAUGCUGCACUCAGGAUCAUCAGAUAUAUAAAAGGAAAACCAGGUCAAGGACUUCUUAUGUCUAGUAGCAAGAAGGACACUCUUACAACACAUUGUGAUGCAGACUGGGCUGCAUGUGCAUUCUCCAGAAAAUCAAUCACAUGUUUUAUCAUCAAACUAGGUGAUUCACUUGUCUCUUGGAAAUCUAAGAAACAGUCAACUGUAUCUAGAAGCUCAGCUGAGUCGGAAUACAUGAGCCUUGCAUCUACAGUUGCUGAAUUAACUUGGUUGAUUGGAUUAAUCAAAGACUUAGGUGUUCAACUACAAUUGCCAGUAACUAAUUAA